AAGCACGCAGCAAAGGGAACGCGCCGGCUCGCAAACCUCCCCGCGGCGCUGCAGAAAUCUGCGCCAAAGGGAACGUGACCGCCAGCACCGCGUCCCACGUCCAGCCUGGCACCAGCGUCACCCUCUCCUGCCACCCGCAGCCCCUGCCCCACGCCGGGCGGUGCAGGGCUGCCGUCUUCAUUAACGGCUCUGUCGUUAGUAACUACGGCAGCUCAGUGAGCACCGAGUUCCGAGUCCCUACGUAUGGCAGACAUACGUUUACGUGCAAAAGAGUUUGUGAAUACAAGAAAAAACUCAUUUGUGGGAUCGAUAUAAAAUCUGGAAAUCCUCCAGACGAGCCAAGAAACGUAUUGUGUAUCCAGCACGGGAUGGACGGGCAUCCCACCUGCACCUGGGACAAAGGCAGGCCCACCUACAUCAACACUACCUACGUGAUACAGCUAUCAAAUGGAACGAAUGUCUUACAUGUUUCAGAAGAAAGUCUGAGUCAGGAGUCUGGCUCGCUGGCUCUGAGCAAGCUGAAUUUUGACUCUACUUACACCCUUGUGGUUGCUGCCUCCAAUGAGCUCGGAAGCGCUUCUUCACAGCCGCUGGUGUUCACGUUAAUCGACAUUGUGAAACCACAUCCUCCCGACUUUUCAGUGGAAUUUGAAAAUUCUUCUGCCACCAGCUGCACCCUGGUUUGGCAGGACGAAGCCCCAGCGCGGCGCUGCAGGCUGAGACACCGUCCCCUCCCCGGGCACUCCUGGAGCAUGGUUGAAAGCUUGACAGGUGGGAAACACCGUCUUGAUGGUCUGGAGCCCCACACGACCUACGAGUUCCAGCUCAGCUGCAGAACCCACCCUGAGCGAGGGCUGUGGAGCGACUGGCGCACGCACCGAACCCGGACCCCCGAGGCAGCACCCACCGGCCGCCUGGACCUCUGGUACCAGCAGCAGGAUGUGGACGCCCAGCGGCAGAACAUCUCGCUAUUCUGGAAGGCUCUGGGCAAGGCGGAGGCGCGA
Molecule: messenger RNA, 1004 nt
Organism: Pterocles gutturalis (yellow-throated sandgrouse)
Lineage: Eukaryota; Metazoa; Chordata; Aves; Pterocliformes; Pteroclidae
Product: interleukin-12 receptor subunit beta-2-like
Exons: 7
Biological process (GO): cytokine-mediated signaling pathway
Cellular component (GO): external side of plasma membrane; signaling receptor complex
Molecular function (GO): cytokine receptor activity; cytokine binding
Source: RefSeq, a predicted model, not a curated record